AUGGCGAAUAUGGUGAGGGAGAUUUUGGCAAGGCCAAUACAAUUAGCAGACCAGGUGAGCAAGGCUGCAAAAGAAGCACAAUGUUUCAAACAAGAUUGCUUGGAGCUCAAGGCCAAGACGGAGAAGCUAGCAGGCCUUUUACGCCACACAGCUCGUGCAAGCAAAGAGCUUUAUGAGCGUCCAACCUGUCGCAUCAUUGCUAACACACAACAAGUCCUUGACAAAGCACUUGCACUCGUUAACAAGUGCCGUGCCAAUGGUAUCUUGAAGAGGGUGUUCACUAUUAUCCCAGCUGCUGCGUUUAGAAAAACGUGCCUGCAGCUCGAGAAUUGUAUUGGGGAUGUGUCGUGGUUGCUUAGAGUGGCUGAUAGGCUUCUGGGUCUUCCUCCAAUUGCAGCCAACGAGCCGAUUCUAUGUCUAAUAUGGGAAAAAAUUGCGGUUCUACACAAUGGGUUGUCAUCGUUAGAGGACCGUGUAGAGGCGGCUGCUUUUUUGGUUUCGUUGGCUCAGGAUAAUGAUCGAUACAGGAAGCUUAUUAUUGAGGAAGGUGGAGUGGCUGGACUUUUGAAGUUGGCUAAAGAAGGAGGAUCUGAAGGUCAGGAGAAUGCUGCCAAGGCUAUUGGUUUGCUGGGACGUGACCCGGACAGUGUCGAACACCUUGUGAAUGCUGGUGUUUGCCUAGUGUUUGUGAAAAUCCUCAAAGAAGGGCACAUGAAAGUUCGUGCUGUGGUGGCUUGGGCAAUGUCAGAACUAGCUGCAAAUCACCCGAAAUGCCAAGAUCAUUUUGCUCAGAACAAUGCAAUUCGUUGGCUUCUUAGUCAUCUUGAAUUUGACACCAUUCAAGAACAUAGUAAGUAUGCCAUUGCCAGCAAACAACAACAAAUCUCUAUGCAUUCGGUUGUGAUGCCUAGUAUUAGUACUAAUCCGAAUCAAAAUGAUAAAAAGGAACAUGAAGAUGAGGGAGCUAGCAUUAAGGGUGAGAUGAAGGCAAUGGUGGCAAGAGCCCUUUGGCAACUAUGUAAGGGAAAUGUGGCUAUUUGUCAGAACAUCACGGAAUCAAGAGCACUUUUAUGGCUUGCUGUUUUGUUAGAAGAAGGACAUGAUGAGGUUCAAUCCUAUUCUGCCAUGGCAUUAAUGGAGAUCACGUCUGUGGCCGAGCAAAACACAGAGUUAAGGCGCUCGGCUUUCAAGCCCACUUCCCAUACUGCAAAAGUUGUAGUCGAAAAGUUACUUAAUAUUAUAGAGAAAGCCAACUCAGACCUUCUUGUACCCUGCAUCAAGUCAAUUGGAAACUUGGCUAAGACUUUCCGAGUAAAAGAAACAAGAAUUGUCAGGUCCUUGGUGAGACUGCUUGAUGAAAGUGAACCUGAGGUUUCUAUGGAGGCUGCCAUUGCGCUUAGCAAGUUUGCAAGCCCUGAAAAUUAUCUCCACGUUGAUCAUUGCAAAGCCAUCAUAGAUGCAGGAGGGGCUGAGCACUUAAUUCAGCUGGUUUACUUUGGUGAGCAAAGAGUACAAAUUUCUGCACUGGUUCUGCUUUGUUAUCUUGCAAUGCAUUUACCUGACAGUGAGACACUCGCACAAGAGAAGGUGCUUAUUGUGCUUGAGUGGUCAUCAACGCAGGCUCAUCUGAUCAAAGAACCGUGGAUUGAAUAUCGAUUACACCAAGCCAAAAGUAGGUUGGAACCAUAUCAGUCCAGGGGUUCAAGAGAAUUCCAUUAG
Messenger RNA from Quercus lobata, 1719 nucleotides. RefSeq lists its product as uncharacterized. Gene Ontology annotation, biological process: cell surface receptor signaling pathway. The coding region runs from base 1 to 1719 and encodes 572 amino acids. Gene Ontology annotation, molecular function: protein binding. The transcript has a single exon. The record is from RefSeq and is a predicted model, not a curated record. NCBI's taxonomy places the organism in Eukaryota, Viridiplantae, Streptophyta, Magnoliopsida, Fagales, Fagaceae.